Messenger RNA from Colletotrichum karsti, 1197 nucleotides. RefSeq lists its product as uncharacterized. The coding region runs from base 1 to 1197 and encodes 398 amino acids. Gene Ontology annotation, cellular component: site of double-strand break; nucleus. Gene Ontology annotation, biological process: double-strand break repair. The transcript has 3 exons. Lineage: Eukaryota; Fungi; Ascomycota; Sordariomycetes; Glomerellales; Glomerellaceae. The record is from RefSeq and is a predicted model, not a curated record.
AUGCCUCUCGCCAGCCAUCCUAGCCAGGUCUCGGCUUUGCCCUCAACCGCCCCGGUCCACGAAUACAUCUGCCUAUUUACUCCUGACUUGAAGCGCAAACAGAAGCGAUGGCAAGAUGGACGCCUCAAGUUUCACACCUUCAACAAGCGCAUCAUGGUGUACGAUGAGAGGGGAAAUUUCAUUGGCGACAUGCACUGGCGCGAGGACUUCGAUUUUUGUCAGGGCGAGGAGUUCAAUCUGGAGCGCGGUGCUGUCAUUGUCCAGGUUGCCGAAUGUAUUGGAACCAAGGAUCAAGAUCUUUCCGAACUCCUCGACAAGAGAGCCAAAGAAGUUGAUCAGCGACAUGCCCGCUCCUCCGCUUCCGCUAUCAGUUCCCCUAUGGCUUCUGCUCGCCCGUCGCUUGUUUCUCGACAGCAGCCGCAGCCGCAGCCGCAGCAGAUGCAACAGCAACUACAACAUCCACCGCAUGGCCAAUUCCGGCAAAAACACUUGGCCGACCUCUUCAACACCCCACGCGGACCUCAAGGUAGAGCUGUCAUACCCAAGACGUCUCCCUACGAAGAGCGCGUUGCCGCUCAAGCCUCAAGUCCUCAUGACGAGAAUCAACGGCCAGCAAAGAGGAGGAAAAGAGACGUGUCACCCCCGAGCAAGGCAGGCUAUGCCCAGAAUCUAUUUGGUACAGCAUUGACGCUGUCCUCGUGGUCUGCGAGCGCCCCAGUCCGCAGCCAGCCAUUGAUCACGCCCAUCAGCCAAGGUUUCCGCCCGAGUCCCCCUUGUCGAGAUCCAAAAGCCUCCUCUUCACGACCUGCCGCUGUGGUGGACCUUACGGACGGUUCACAGAUUCCUUCGGUAGCAUGCCAAAUCUCCGACGAACUCCCGAAGAGCAUCGCAAAGAGAAUGCCGACAGCUGACGUCAAUUCGGUUCCAAAGCCGUCCACGAUAACGGAGAAGCGCAAGCCAACGUCGCGAUCUGCCCGAAAAUCACAGGAUGUAGAGGAGACACUGGACUCAAGCGACCAGCGGGCGCCAAGCAACGCUUAUACCAACAACCGGUCGCGUUUGCCAGAUCCUCCCCAAGACGAUAGGGAUCAGACCCGCCAGCCCGGGUUGACUCGCAGCUCUACCAACGAGGACGUCAUCGAAAAGAGCCAAAGGCAAGACUUCGAAUCAAAGCACGACAGAGACGAGGACUUCUGA